Penicillium angulare is the source of this 3288-nucleotide messenger RNA. RefSeq lists its product as uncharacterized. Gene Ontology annotation, cellular component: chromatin; SMC loading complex. NCBI's taxonomy places the organism in Eukaryota, Fungi, Ascomycota, Eurotiomycetes, Eurotiales, Aspergillaceae. The record is from RefSeq and is a predicted model, not a curated record. The transcript is spliced from 4 exons. Gene Ontology annotation, biological process: maintenance of mitotic sister chromatid cohesion; mitotic sister chromatid cohesion. The coding region runs from base 1 to 3288 and encodes 1095 amino acids. Gene Ontology annotation, molecular function: double-stranded DNA binding.
AUGAGCUUUCCACCACCCAAUUCCGGUCAAUAUCCUCACUACAUUCCACAUCCGCAAUACCAGCCCGGGCGUGUACCCCAACAGCAGUUGGUUUACAAUAAUGUCGCGGCCCCUGCGCCGCCGCCGCCGCCGCCGCCAUAUCAUAAUGGCUAUGGAAAACCACCAGCAUAUUCGCCAGGGAUGAUGCCGUAUCCUUCGGCAUACAACCAGUAUCUGCAGCAGCAUCAAAAUGUCAUCCAACAGCCCAUGCAGCAGCCGCAGUUACAACAAUCCCCUCUCAUCCUACCACAACAUCAACUGCCGCAUCAUCCACAGCCACCGAUCGGUCAACCUCGCCAACCUCCCCAGCAACAGCAGUCGCCGCGGCCUCAACAACACCGACAAUCCCCUUUACUUCCUAGGCCACCGCAUCAGUCGCCCAUAAUUCCUCAUGAGCAGCAUCAGUCUCCCCGCCCGAGGCCACCGCCACAGCCGCAGCAGCAGCCUCUCAUUCAACCGCAACAUCAGUCGCCUAGGAUUCCACAACCACAGCAUCCAUCACCUAUACUUCCAAAGCCCCAGCCCCAGCAAUCUCCUCACCAGAGGCCGUCUCAAUCCCCAGUUCAAGUACCACAACCUCAACAGAUUCUACCCCACAAGUCACCCAUACAACCAUCGCCCCCGGUACAACAUCCCCCUCUGGCUCCUUUGGCCUCUGCGGCCCCUGUAGCCUCUACGCCGCCAGCGCCGCCGGUGCAGCCGGUAAAGGCUCUGUCGCCCCUGCAGCCGCCCCCACCACAGUCUAUGCUAUCGGAAGAGCUGCAGCAUCAGUUUGUCAAUCCCGCCAAUUUAUUUGUUGAACCACCUCUUCCAACCGCUCCACGAUCACGGUACAUCCCGCCCCCCGAUUAUGUUGACCCAAGUGCCCUCUCAACUUCGGUCACGAACGAUUUACCCCCGAUAUCUCUACCCACUACUUCUUUGUCAACUCUUCCUCCAAUUGCCCCGGCGCACGUCGCCCCACCAGAAACGUCACAACCGCCUACCGCACCAAUUCAAGGCCAAUCUAGCUUCCAAAUCCAGCAACCUGAGCCUGUUAAAGUUGAGCCACGACCUCCACCGCAGCCUUCACCCAAAGCCAAAGUAGAGAAGCGCCCAUCGGUUGCUCCAAACCCUGUAUCAACACCAAAGAAACCCGCUUCACCUAAACCCGCUCCUCUUGAAACUACACCGCAGCCCGUGAAGGUUAUUCCACAAGUGAUGGUCCCGGCACCUUCUCCAGAUUUUCAAGGAAAAGUUCAAAAACAACAGAACCCAAAGAAGCCACAGCAGAAAAAGCAAAGCCUUCCGCAAACCCCUGACAAGAUAGCGAAGUCUAAUAAGCCACCCGUCGACUAUCAGGUCUUGCUUCUAUCGCUGGCCGAUGAGUAUCUUAAUGCUGCGCAUAUGCAUGGCACGCGUACUGCGCUGUUGUCUAAUCAAUCAGAUGUCGAAGACUACUAUAAACUCGUUGCCACGGGACUCGGGUGCCUGGAGGCUGUAUUAAAGAACUGGCGGCUACAACCUCGUAAAGAAGCUCUUGUCAGACUGCGAUAUGCACGAACUCUGUUUGAAGAAACGGAUAAUGAUAUCGAGGCAGAGACGGCUCUGAGCAAAGGGAUUGACCUUUGUGAGAGACAUCUUUUAGCUCGCAUGCUCCAUAAAAACAACCCUAAAGCUUCUCUUAAGGCUGUGGAUGGCAUGAUUCAAGAUGUGGAAGCGUACCGUCACGCAGCUUGGGAAUAUGCGUUUCGAUUCCUUCGGGUCUCGUUAUCGAUGUCCUCUUCAUCACAUCAAGACUCUGUCCAGGCUCUUCAACAUCUUAAUAAGAUUUCAACUAUGGCUAGUCGCAAUGGCGACAAGGCUGUCUCUGCGAUGGCAGCUGUCAUAGAAGCAUUGGCACAUUUGCAACACGGGGCAAGCUCCGAAUCUAUUGAGCAGGCGCAGCGUGCGGUAGCUGUGGCACGUAGCCAUCAAUUGAGUGACGAGCUUCGUCACAUCCCUCAGCUUGUGACACUCGUCCAAAUGGCAGAUAUCUGCUGUAGCCUUCUUGAGUAUGAUAUCAAUCAGUCUUCUCAGAAGUUGAAGGUCAUGCAGGCUUUGGUAGAUGAAACACUCAAUGAUACAAACUGGCGCUCCGAUGGAUCUUUCUCUAUCCCACUUAACGGCAAGUCCGCCGGACCAUCAUCCAUCGACACAGGCGAUAUUCUUCAGGUUCACAAUGGAACCCUGCUCUUAAGCUUCAAUUGGCUGCCUCAGCAUGAUCUUUACGCGUUGUCAUAUUUCCUGAGCUCAAUCACCUUGAGCGCCAAGAACUCUUUUGAUGGUCGGAAAGCAGAGAAGUAUCUCGAUGAGGGACUUAGAAUGAUUCAAGGUAUGGACAAUUUCACUAUUCUUGCCGAGUACUACAGUCUAACAUUGCUUACAGGAUCAUUCACGGCCCCGCAAGAGAUACCCGAGUGCAUGGUAAGUGCAACUCGACGGGUUGAAUGGCGUCGUUCAUUGUACUGCAACUUUUUGUUACAGCGUGUUUUCUUGGCAUGUUCUCGAACCGAUUGGGAGAUGGCCACUCAAUCUCUCAAAGAUUUGCGACAAGUCGUUCAGGAAAUUGGGCCGGAUGUCCCCAGCUCUAUAGAGUGUCUGAUGGAAUAUGCCGCUGGCACCAUUGCGCAGGCCACUGGAGAUCUCAACGCUGCUCUCUCAAUAUUCCAGUCACCACUGCUAUCCCUAUCGCCUUCGGAUAGCAAGACCACUCGCAAUGAUCCGUGCCGCGAUACAUGUAUCCUUGCCCUCCUCAAUACUGUUCUGAUCAUCCGCGACUCAGCCCACCCAUCCCAUUCUCACCUUUCUAAUGCAAUGGCCACACUGUAUUCUUUUUGUUCACAUAGUCAGAACAAGUACAUUCAAGCAGCAUACCAUCUUGUCUGCGCCACUGUACACACCGAUUCGACUAUUCAGACCAAGCAGUACCUUCAGCAGGCACUGCAGUCCGCAACUGCUAUCAGCAAUAGCCAGAUCACCUGCAUGACACUCACCUUCAUGAGCUGGAGAUACUUCCGCGGAGUGGUCGGCGAGCAAGCUGAGAAGAGUGCGCGGGCCGGUCGUGCCAUGGCUAAGAGAGCCAACGACCGCUUGUGGGCUAGUGUCACUGAUGAGAUGCUAGCGGAUACUCUUGAACGCCAGGGCAAAGCUGAUGAAGCCCGCGGCGUGCGUGAAGAAGGCCAGCGACUUAUUAUGAGUCUGCCGCCAGGCCUGAAGCGGUCAAUUUGA